Messenger RNA from Penicillium manginii, 1068 nucleotides. RefSeq names its product proteasome regulatory particle lid subunit RPN8 (gene rpn8). Lineage: Eukaryota; Fungi; Ascomycota; Eurotiomycetes; Eurotiales; Aspergillaceae. The transcript is spliced from 3 exons. Gene Ontology annotation, cellular component: proteasome complex; proteasome regulatory particle. Gene Ontology annotation, biological process: proteasome-mediated ubiquitin-dependent protein catabolic process. The record is from RefSeq and is a predicted model, not a curated record. The coding region runs from base 1 to 1068 and encodes 355 amino acids. Gene Ontology annotation, molecular function: protein binding; metallopeptidase activity.
AUGCCUGCCACUACGGCGGACACGCUAUCCCUCGUCAACCGUUCCGUCACGGUUGCUCCGUUAGUCCUGCUCUCCGUCGCCGAUCACUACGGCCGGACAGCCAAGGGCACCCGGAAACGUGUUGUUGGUGUUCUUCUGGGUGAAAACUCGGGUGGCAAUGUGCGCGUAUCCAACAGCUUCGCAGUUCCGUUUGAGGAGGAUGAGAAGGACCCUUCCGUGUGGUUCCUCGAUCACAACUUCGUUGAGUCGAUGAGGGACAUGUUCAAGAAGAUCAAUGCCCGCGAGAAGCUGGUUGGUUGGUACCACUCGGGCCCCAAGCUGCGCGCUUCGGAUCUGGAGAUCAACGAGCUCUUUAAGAAAUAUACCCCCAACCCUUUGCUUGUCAUCGUUGAUGUCCAGCCGAAGGAAGUUGGCGUUCCGACAGAUGCAUACUUCGCUGUGGAUGAGAUCAAGGAUGACGGCACAACUACUUCGAAGACAUUCGUACACACCCCAUCGAUAAUCGAGGCCGAGGAGGCCGAGGAGAUUGGCGUGGAGCACCUGCUCCGGGAUAUCAGAGACGUCGCAGUUGGCACUCUUUCUACUCGUAUCACUUCACAGCUACAAUCUUUGCAAGGGCUGCACCUUCGGCUACGCGAUAUCGGCCAAUACCUCCAGAAAGUCCUCGACGGCGAGCUCCCCAUCAACCACGCAAUUCUCGGAAACCUCCAAGAUGUCUUCAACCUCCUCCCCAACCUGAGCACCCCGGCCCAGCAACCCAGUAUCAGCGGGCAGCCACAGCAGGAGUCCCAGAGCGAGAACAGCGAGCUGGCUCGUGCUAUGAGCGUCAAGACGAAUGACCAGCUUAUGGCCAUCUAUAUCAGCAGUCUGAUCCGUGCCAUCACAGCGUUCCACGACCUGAUCGAGAACAAGAUCCAAAACCGACAGCAGCAGGAGGAGAAUGACUCAAAGCGGGAGCAGGAAUUGAGCGCGGCCAAGGGUGACAAGGAUGCUAAGAAGACUGGCGAGGCGAAUGGCGAGCAGAAGGAGGAACAAGAUGCGUCCGAGAAGAGCAAGAAGAAGAGCUAA